AAAACUAUUUGAGUUCUGUCAACUUCAAAUUCCAAAUCAAAUUUUUUUUUGAUACCAUUAGAGGCAUGUCUAAAAAGUAAUUGAAACAAUGCUUUCUGAAGAACAAAUUUUGCCGUCUUCAAGCGUCGUUCAGUCUCCAGAACAGGGUCAAGAAAAUGUGGGUAGUAUGGAGGCCAAACCGCUAGGUCAGUGUAAAACGGAACUGAAGUCACUUACAGAUCAAUCUGAAGAGGACUUCAUAGAUUCUUUAAGUGAACAGGAAUACGAAAAUAAGGAGGCGUCCAAUAAGUUCCAGGUAGAUCUAAACCAGCCCAUAGACGGAAAUGGUGUGGAACAGUUUUUUCAAUCAGUUAAACAAGAGCAGAAGAAACAGGGAUCAAUAAAAGACAGUGUUGAGAAAGUUCAUAAAGAUGAGAGGGACUAUUCAUUUGGGAAUUCAAUUAAAUUUUGUGUGAUUUUUUGUGUAGCUGCGUUUGUUUCGCGGGUGUUGGUUACUUGGAUGCAUUAUGUUGACGUUUCAAGUAACUAUAACGGUAAUAAUAGUACAUGCUCUGUCAAUUUCGAAAAUAAUUGAUUUUAGACAUUGUUUUAAUUAGUAGUGCUAAAUGAAAAUUUAAAUAAAUACUGA
Teleopsis dalmanni is the source of this 628-nucleotide messenger RNA. RefSeq lists its product as uncharacterized. The record is from RefSeq and is a predicted model, not a curated record. The transcript has 2 exons. Bases 89 to 574 code for a protein of 161 amino acids. NCBI's taxonomy places the organism in Eukaryota, Metazoa, Arthropoda, Insecta, Diptera, Diopsidae.